CUUGUUUGCACCCGGAGCUCAAGUACAAGCCUCCAGUCGAUUUACCGCACUUGCGUAAAAAUUAGCCAGACUGUCAAUCUGGACAUUGACAAUUGGACACUCACAUUUAAAUGCUAGCAUUGGAUUAUCUGGAUUUGUUUGGAUCUGGUGAGCUUCACUGAGAGGGAAAUGACUGAAUCCGCUAACAUGGAGUACAAGGAGAUCGAUGAGAAGCAUGUAGAGAAGAAGGGGAGGUUGACCACUGUCUUGGCCUUGGCCACGCUCAUCUCUGCUUUCGGCUCAUCUUUCCAGUAUGGGUACAACGUCGCAGUCGUCAACUCUCCCUCGCCGUUCAUUCAGAGCUUCUACAACCAGACGUACGUGGAUCGGUACGGCAAACCCAUGGACAGUAACCUCCUCACACUCUUGUGGUCCCUGUCCGUGUCCAUGUACCCCCUCGGCGGUUUCUUCGGGUCACUGAUGGUGGCCCCGCUGGUGAACAAAAUAGGACGGAGGGGCACUCUUCUCUUCAACAACAUCUUCUCCAUUGUCCCCGCUUUGAUGAUGGGGGCGAGUGAGUUGGCCAAAUCGUAUGAGAUGAUCAUCGUCGCCCGGGUCCUCGUGGGCAUCUGCGCAGGACUGUCCUCCAACGUGGUGCCCAUGUACCUCGGUGAGCUCUCCCCCAAAAACAUGCGGGGUGCCAUCGGCAUUGUUCCACAGCUCUUCAUCACCAUAGGCAUCCUCACCGCCCAGGUGUUUGGCAUAAGGGGCAUUCUGGGUAACAGCUCAGGUUGGCCGUUCAUGCUGGCUCUGACAGGCGUGCCCGCCAUCAUCGAGCUGUUCCUCCUGCCCUUCUUCCCCGAGAGCCCCAGGUACAUGCUCAUCCAGAGAGGGGACGAGAAGACGGCUCGGAGAGACCUGCAGCGCCUCCGCGGCUGGGAGGAGGUGGAGGAGGAGCUGCAGGAGAUGCGUCUGGAGGAGCAGUCGGAGCGGGCGGAGGGCCGUCUCUCCGUGCUCAACCUCUUCUCCUUCCCCUCCCUGCGCUGGCAGCUGGUGUCCAUCAUCGUCAUGAACAUGGGCCAGCAGCUGUCCGGCGUCAAUGCGAUCUACUACUACGCAGACAGCAUCUACGCGUCCGCUGGUGUCCGGACGAAUGACAUCCAGUACGUCACCGUUGGAACGGGGGCAGUGAACGUCUUCAUGACCAUAGCUGCGGUGUUCAUUGUGGAGGCCUCUGGACGCAGACUGCUGCUCCUCAGCGGGUUUGGGAUCUGCUGUGGGGCCUGUGUGCUGCUCACCAUCGCCCUCACCUUCCAGGGAAGUGUGGAGUGGAUGCCCUACCUCAGCAUCACCUGUGUGAUCAUUUAUGUCAGCGGACAUGCCAUCGGUCCCAGCCCGAUUCCUUAUGUGGUUACCACGGAGAUGUUCCGCCAGUCAUCGCGGCCAGCGGCCUUCAUGGUGGCUGGGUCGGUGCACUGGCUGUCCAACUUCACAGUGGGCCUGGUCUUCCCCUUCCUCGAGAACGGGCUGGGCUCCUACAGCUUCAUCCUCUUCGCCUUCAUCUGCCUGGCCACUCUGGUGUACAUCUGGUGGAUGAUCCCGGAGACCAAAAAUAAGACCUUCCUGGAGAUCAGCCAGAUGUUUGCGGAGCGGAACGGGACGAAGAUCCUGGUGGGCACGGAAGACCUGGACAUUAAAGAGGCAAAGCCUGGCAGCAGCGGGCAGGAGGAGGAGAAGGUCACUGCCUUCUGAGGGAGGUAUCCAUAUGAGGAGGACCAUAGGAGAACUACACAAGGAGAACCAUAGAAGAAGACCAGCUGGUGCUUCUUUGGCAUGUGUAUAUGUUCACUUGGGGCACAGCAGAGAAAUGAUGACCUAGUAGGUUCCUCCUUUGUAUUGUCAUGGAGUGUAGGCAUCUCAUAUUAUGCAUUUAUCUUUUUCAUGUGACUUGGGGUUUG
Molecule: messenger RNA, 1937 nt
Organism: Conger conger (European conger)
Lineage: Eukaryota; Metazoa; Chordata; Actinopteri; Anguilliformes; Congridae
Product: solute carrier family 2, facilitated glucose transporter member 5-like
Exons: 13
Coding region: 169-1731 (520 amino acids)
Biological process (GO): monosaccharide transmembrane transport
Cellular component (GO): membrane
Molecular function (GO): hexose transmembrane transporter activity
Source: RefSeq, a predicted model, not a curated record